Molecule: messenger RNA, 6585 nt
Organism: Apis laboriosa (Himalayan honeybee)
Lineage: Eukaryota; Metazoa; Arthropoda; Insecta; Hymenoptera; Apidae
Product: forkhead box protein D3-like
Exons: 1
Coding region: 687-1766 (359 amino acids)
Biological process (GO): anatomical structure morphogenesis; cell differentiation; regulation of transcription by RNA polymerase II
Molecular function (GO): DNA-binding transcription factor activity, RNA polymerase II-specific; RNA polymerase II cis-regulatory region sequence-specific DNA binding
Source: RefSeq, a predicted model, not a curated record
UCUCGUGUGUGGACAGUGGAUUUCUUCUUCCUCUUUUUUUUUUUUUUUUGUUCCUUUUCUCAUUCGUUCAUUCGUUCGUUCGGAGAAUUAUUUCGAUGGGAGGGGAGAAGAAGUGAGUUUAAUCAACGAUCAUAGAUUGUUAACGAUAGAUCGAGGAGGAGGGAGUGAUCGAUAAGAGAGCAUGAGAGGAAAUCGUGAUGAUUAACCAAGAUUCCGUAAGAGAGAGAUGAUUGUCGGCGAUAAAGUGGAGUGCGUCACCGCGAGCCGUCAUCCUUGAGAUACAGGCCUCGUCGAGUGACGGAACGAGGGAAGAAGAAGAAGAAGAAGAAGAAGAAGAGGAGGAGGAGGAGGAAGAAAAAAAACCCUCGUUAUCGUUGUGGAAACAAAACUAUUAGCGUAAGAUAGCGCUGAAAUUCGCGCGGAGCAUUCGUGUGCUCGUGACAGUUGCCUCGUGAAAAUAAUGUCGGAAGACGAGCACUCUUCUCGCGUAAUCUCGUUCCGUUGCUUUCAAACGUUCAACAUCGACUUCGAUUAACACAUUUCCUCCUCAUCGAAAAUCGAGAGACGAUAUUACAUCCGUUUAUUCGUGAGGAAUGGAUAUAUCGGAAUGAGGAGGAAUUUGAGGAAAGCGAGAGCCUCGAGAAGAGAUCGAACGUGCGUCGAGUUGUGCCCAUGAAGCGAUCACGAUGGAACCGCGUGGGAUGAUGAUGUCGAACCUGUCGUGCGACGGGUGCGCGGACAGCGACCGAGAUUCCGACAGCAGCAGCAUGAUCGUGGACCCGGUGAGUUUGGACAAGAACGACCUGUCGCCGUCCCAGUCGUCGUCAAGCCCCAUAAUACCAAGCUCGCCCGUUCCACCGACCACCACGUCCUCCCGUAACCGUGGGGGGAGUCGCAGCAAGAAGAGCUACUCGAUGAUGUCGGGCGGGAACGGGCAGCAAAAGAGCAACGCGUCCGGCCAGGCUCCAUCCUCCUACGGGAACGACAAGAUGUCCUCGUCCCUGAUCAAACCCCCCUACUCCUACAUAGCCCUGAUCACAAUGGCUAUCCUCCAAUCGCCCCAGAAGAAGUUGACGUUGAGCGGUAUAUGCGAGUUCAUCAUGUCGCGAUUCCCUUACUACCACGACAAGUUCCCUGCAUGGCAGAACUCGAUCAGACACAAUUUGUCGUUGAACGACUGCUUCAUCAAGAUACCAAGGGAGCCGGGCAACCCGGGCAAAGGUAAUUACUGGACGUUGGAUCCCCUGGCCGAGGACAUGUUCGACAACGGGAGCUUCCUGCGCCGUAGGAAGAGGUACAAGAGGCCCCCGCCGCACUACGUGCUAAGAGACAGAGCGAUCAUGGCCACGUUCGCCAUUUGCGGGGACCGAGGGCCCUGUCCGGGCGGGGGUGGCGGUCAUCCCGGGGCACUCGCCUAUCCAAGCGCCGCGUACCUGUCCCCGCCGCCCGGCCUCCCCCUGCUCGACUUCUCGCCCUCGACCUUGGAGGCACUGAAGCUCGGCGGCUUCCUGGAACCGCCGCCACCCUUGUACAAACCUGUGCCGAUCACCGCACCCCCGAUCAGGCAGAUCGAUCCCGCCCCGACGAGGACCACCGCGAUACCGAGCGGACAUCCGCCUGCCGAGAAGAAGAGGAACUUCAGUAUCGACGCUCUGAUAGGUAAACAGGUGGCCAACGAUCAGAAUUGCGGCGGUUUGCUGGAUCUAAGCCCGUCGGAGCACAGGGAGAUCAGGAGCCAGGCGUCGGCGUUCUCCCCUCUGGUUUAGAGGAUCCUGUUGCGGAUUUCCUUCCGGGGGAUGUCUUACGUCGAAAAAAAAAGGAAAGAAAAACUGGGGGAAUCUCGGUUUUUCCAAACGAACGAGGAAAGAGGUUCGAAAACUUCUUUUUUUUUUGGAGGAUCCGAGAUGAGAAGGAAGAGAGAGAGGGGAUCGAAAGGAUUGAAUCGAAGGAAGAAAGAUGAGGAGGGUGAACGAGGGAGCUGGAUGUACUGGUGAAAAUCACCCGGUUUCCAGAGAUCACGGGGAAAGGAGAAAAAAAAGGAAGAAAGAAAAGAGGAAGUGACUAGUUUGAGGAAAUGAGGAAGAACGAUGAAAAGGAUAGGGGCGAUGGAGCGGGCCCAAAGAAAAAAAAUUUCGAUUCUUCGAUUAAGUGUAUAGAACGACGAAGAAACGGAGGAGGAGGAGGAGGAGAAAAGGAGAAGAAAAGAGACGCGACGAGGAGUCGAGUAAUUGUAAAAAGGUGUAGUGCAAUAGUGUAGUGGUUGGGUUUAAGUGGGAGAAGAGGAAGAAGAGGAAGAAGAAGAAGAAAAAGAAGGAGAAGAAGAAGAAGAAAAAAAGCAACCCUUCGUUGUGUCGAACUGAUCAUCCUUAGCUGCUAUCAUCUCCAACAAUCGAUUCCUCUCGACGAAUCGAACUUAAUAAUUUUCCAAUCCCUCCCCCCCACGUUAUUUUUCUUCCAUUCUUAGCAAGGAAAAGAAUAGAGCUUUUUUGCGCGUGUUGCCUCGUUUUGUAAACGAUCGAUUAAUAUAUACGCCACUGUAAAUAUACACGCAAUACACACACAUACGUACAUAUACGCAAAUUUAUACAUACGCAUAAAGACAUACAUACGCACACACAUCCCGAACAAAUCUUUGCUCAGCUUUUUAUUGUUUGCGAGUGAGAGGAAAGGAGAGAAUGCGCGCGAGUGAAAGGGACAGAGAGGGUGGCGGAGAAACGAUGGAGAAGGGGAGGUCAGUUCUCUUCAUCGGAUUUAAAUGUAAAGCUCGGCCGGAUUUUCGGUCAAGUAGACGUUUCAGUGUACAUAGACGUUGUACGUGGAAAAAGAUUAAAAAAAAAAAAAAAAAAAAAAAAAGAAAGAAAGAAAGAAAAAAAACAUAAGAACAUUCGGGUUCCACGAUAUCGGAACACGUAUGUAUACGUAUGGGGGGUAAGGGGAUGUUUUGAUAGCGAGGGGACGGGACACGCGUGAAUGGAUGAUCCUGCAACAAGAUAUUUCGUCUUAUUGGUUUUUAUUCAUUUUGUUCGCCUCACGAAAUUUGAAGACGAAUGGCGCGAGCUUGCAAUGGAAUCCAUUUUGUUUCCUUGUUUUAUUUAUUUAUAGUUACGAUCUUUUGAAACGGUGAAAUUUUGAAACGACUUGAUAUAUUGUUCGAGAUUUUAGAUUUUAGUUGGAAAAUUUGGAAUGGUUAAUUUAAAAAAAAAAUGGAAAAACUAUUCAUCGUUCUUGAUUGAGAACAGAAACGAAGAGGAAAAAGAGAAAUAUAGAAAAAUUUUUAUCGUAAGUAACAUUUCACAAAAUUUGUCUCUUAUGAUUAAAAAAUAAUCGAUAUCAAAAAUAGUAAAGAUAAUUAUCUUUACGAUAUAAUUUAUUUAGCCAUUUAUUUUCCAUCAAUUUAAUAAUUAGAAGAUUAGUUCUAGUGUACUUCGCGCUUUGACGUUUUGAGGUUUUAAAUGGCUUGAUGGAGUUGAUCUUUUUAUUAUGUUAUUUUUAUCGUUUGUAUAUUUCUUCUUUUACGACUGGUUUAAUUGUUGAAAUGAUUCUGAAUUAUGAUUUUAUUAUUAAUAUCUUGAACAAUGUAUAAAGUGCGUAAUCUCAAUUUCGAUAAUGGAUAAUAAAAUUUUAAUUUUGAGAAUUAAUUAUAUCGUGUAAAAUCAAAGAUCAAGAAAAUACGUAACAAUUUACAAUUUUGUUUGAAUAUUAUCAUUAUAUUGUUAGUAUUAUCAAUUUUUUUUCUAUUUAUUAAAUCAAUUGAUAUUAUUACAGAUGCAAUUUUAAUUUUGCAAUCACAACGGGCAUAAAUAUUUUAAAAAAUUUUUUUCUCGUUUUUCUGUUUCGAACUCGAUAAAAGAUCUGAAAAAAAGAAAAGAAAAAAAAAAGAAAAAAAGAGCACAAUUACACGUAAAUGAGAAAUAAAAAAAAAAAAAUGCGAAACGAAAGUCUGACGAAGCUCGUCGACGACUUUUAACACGGACACGGCAUUCGAGUCUAUUCUAAGCGUUUUCAAGCGUGUAUACACAUAUGUGCAGGGAUCUACGAGAAGAGAGAAUGGAAUAAUUUACAAUUAAUCCCUGUGAAGAUACGCAUCCAUGACGAAUAUAUGUGUGUCAAUCCACACAUGUACAGAUAUACAUAAGCCGCUAGUGAAUUUUCCUCGUAUUGUACAAUUGCUAGAUAAGAGUUAUUGCUAUUGUUUGUGCAACGAAUCGGGUCGGAUCUAAUUUUCGUUGAAUGAAAAAAAAAAAAAAAAAAAGAGAGAUAAAAAAUGUUUCAUAAAAAUAUAUUGCUACGCGUUUUAAUUUUUGGAAUGCGGGUGAAUAAUUUGAAUAAUUUUUUUUAUUAAUAUGUUUGCAUUAUUAUUUAACGCGUUUGGUGCCGUGGAAAAUAGAAAUCAUUUUGUAAUUAAAAAAAUUAAAAGUUAUAUAAUAUAAGUUUUUAAAAGAUUAUAUAAAAAAAAAAAAGAAAAAAUUGAUUAGUACUUCAAGAGUACUUAGAAAUAAGACUCAAUGGUAUUGAAAGAUACUUAAGUACUUGAACAAACUCAGUUUUAUGAAUAAUAGAAAAGAUUUAAAAAUAUUAUUAAUUCAGGAGAGAAUAUUAUUCAAAAAUAUUUAAAAUACACUCAGAAAUGAAGUAUUCAAGUGCACAAUCCAAAAUUUAAUAAUAUUAUAUCCCAUAAUAUUUAUAACUAAUAUUAAAAAAUAUUCAAAGUUAUUCAAAUACUCAAUAAUACUCAAUAAUAUAAAAAAAUAAAAGUAUCCAAAAAUUAUAUUCUUAAAUAUUUAAAAAUACUGAAAAAUAAUAUUCAAGUAUUUGUUAAAUCCAGGCCUCGCUUAGAAAUUAUUAUUCGAGAAUUUGAAAAUAUUCGAGAAACUUACUCAAUACAAAAAAUACUCAAUUACAAAAAUAUCAUUUUAUCAAUAUUCUUUAUAUUGUCACGUAUUUUUCUCAUGUUUCGUUGGAAUACUCAUAAAAUAUUCGAAAAAUCCUUUUUGCUAAAUAAAAAUGGAGUACGUGUGACCUGGACGGCACGUGACACGUUAAACUAAAACCAACAAGAUGUUCGUAUUUUCUAUUCGCUUCAAGGCAACCAGAAUUUGCACUUAUUUUCGUUAUCGUUCUCGUUUAUGUAGAACUACUAAUUACAUAAUCGGUACAAAUGUGUUUUCAAGAUGUGAAUGAUGCACGUCACGAUAACGAAAAUCAUUGUCUAAUAGAGGAAUGGCGGCUUAUUUUAGAAAAAUAAAUCUUUCACGUAUUGAAAUCGAAAAUAACAAAUACAAGAAGAAUAAAAAAAAAUGAAAAAAAUAUAGAAUGCCUUCCCUUGUAACAAAUUCAUUAUCUUCCACGGCACAAUUCCGCGAUAAAUAAAAUCUUAUUUUUGCAUUCAACACGUUCGAUUUAAAUUUCUCCAAUUAUCAGAGAUUUAAAGUCCAAAUUUUUUGUACACGCAUUCCAGAUAAAAUUCUUUAGCAAUUAUUGGAAAAAUUUUUUUGAUUGAGAACGUAUUCCAUUGUAAAUGCUUUAAUCCUCUGUAAUCGAAAUUCAAAAUGUCUAAUUGAUUAUAAUAUCUCUGUUGUCUAAUUGUAAUCUUUAUCGAAUUAUAUACUCUGAUUUUAUACUUCAUUAACUCUCUAUAAUAAUGCAUGAGAAUAAAAAUUUCAUUGAAUAAUAUUAAUACGUGAUCAAUAUUUUUUUUCAAAAUUUUUGAAUUGUUCGAACAUCAAAAUAAAAAAAAAAUUGGACUCAUGCAAUAAAAUAUUAUUAUAUAGUAGGAAAAUAAUGUAGCAGAAGAGACUUGAUGUGAUUUUGAAAAUGAUUAAGAAAAAGACUUUGAAAUUAUUAAUAAAAAUUUCAUAUGUGUACAGAUGUGUAUACACAAAUCAUAUAACAUUGCAGAGGGUUAAGCAUUCAACAAGCACGAGCGGAAAUUCCACGAGAUUUCAUAGAUUCCGUUCGAUCUGCGUCAGAUGAAAGAAAUGCAUAAUAAUAAUCAUCGGAUGGAACCGAUGGAAAAAUACCGAUUCUAAACCUUAAUGUCGAAUGUUUGGGUACAAAACGAUAUAUAAACUUGAUAGUCUUUUAUACUUGCAUAAAUUCACGGCUGAUCGACUUAGAGGUGUAGAGAUUUUUAAUAUUAAGUUAAAUUAAAUGUAUUGUAUAAAUAUAUGCGAUCGCGAGUGUUGUUCAUUUUUUUGUGUAAAAAAGAGAGAGAGAGAGAGAGAGAGAGAGAGAGAGAGAGAGAGAGAGAGAAACGAAGAGGAGAAAAGGAAAAUGAGAGAGGAGAGAAAGAUAGGAAUAGUUCUGAGAAAUGAUUCAGGAUUAUUAUUCGAACGGUGUAUAUUUUAAUAAUCUCGUCUCGACUCUGAGCUGUCGUGUGUUAAGAUAUUGUGACGAAAGUAACGCGGUACGUCUGUUUGUUCCUUUACUAAAAUAAGUACCGAUGCUAUAAUGUAUGUUUAGUUAUAGGUUAUCGUUAACACUUGUCUCUGUAGAUUUAGUAAGUAUUAUACGUGUCAAGAUGAUAGAUUUAUAAUAACGUGUAAUAAUGUCAACAAUAAAGUACUGUUAAGUAUAAAAGAUUUA